Messenger RNA from Pseudocercospora fijiensis CIRAD86, 495 nucleotides. RefSeq lists its product as uncharacterized. Bases 1 to 495 code for a protein of 164 amino acids. The record is from RefSeq and is a predicted model, not a curated record. Lineage: Eukaryota; Fungi; Ascomycota; Dothideomycetes; Mycosphaerellales; Mycosphaerellaceae. The transcript has a single exon.
AUGCUAUUGCUGGCCGUGCGCCGCGUUUGUUGUUUCGCUACGCUGCCAGCCGUGGCCAUGCUCAUGCUCAUGCUAAUGCUAUCCCUCUCCCUCUAUCUCGCCAUCUUCUGGCUUCCGUGGACUGCCACACAAGGCCUGCUGCUCCAGCCAGACGCGCCGGCGCCGACGAAAGACCAGCUCAACUUAGAUGGCGUUCCUUGUGCUUCGGUCGCGAUUCUUGACCACGGCAAAGUCACAAGCAGCGUGAUAUCGAAUGGACCAGAAGAUGCAGAUACCAUCUUUCAAGCAUGCAGCAUCUCCAAAUCAAUCACCUCCCUCGCGGUGGCAGUCUUGGUCGACGCAGGCACCAUCACUUACCACACGACGGUGAAGCCUCGCUUGCCAUCCCACAUCAUCAACUGCAUCAUUGAGCCCGCAACUGAACACCUCCUGCAUCUGUCCAAGAAUCUCUGCACUCCGAGACAGGCUUUCUCACUCCACACACCGCACGCGUGA